Molecule: messenger RNA, 1535 nt
Organism: Sorex araneus (European shrew)
Lineage: Eukaryota; Metazoa; Chordata; Mammalia; Eulipotyphla; Soricidae
Product: zinc finger protein 250-like
Exons: 9
Coding region: 141-1535 (464 amino acids)
Biological process (GO): central nervous system development; regulation of transcription by RNA polymerase II
Cellular component (GO): nucleus
Molecular function (GO): RNA polymerase II cis-regulatory region sequence-specific DNA binding; DNA-binding transcription factor activity, RNA polymerase II-specific
Source: RefSeq, a predicted model, not a curated record
AAAAAAAUUGCUGCUUCACCUGCCAACUCUGAGCACCAUCCCGUCCCCACUGUCCAUCUCUCCCAGACCAGGGCGCCCCCUGCUGUCCGGGUCUCUGUCAAAGCCUCGGUGGGGUCCUCAAGAAUAACAGGCUGGAGAAGAUGGUGUUGCGUCGUCUGACACGCUGUCCCCAGGACACAGUGACCUUCUCCGAUGUGUCUGUGAACUUCACUCCGGAAGAGUGGACAUGUAUGGACGCCUCUCAGCGAAAGCUGUACAGGGACGUGAUGCUAGAGACCUACCAGCACCUGCAGGCCAUCGGGCGUUCCGAGGUGAAGCCUGCUGUGAUCUCCUGGCUGGAAGGAGGAGCCCUGAGGCCAGGGAGGAGAGGUGUGUGUGCAGAACUCCACCCGAAGCUUCGGGAUGUGGCACUGCCACAGUUUGAUUUGGGAAAGGGAUCAUCCAAUAUGAGUGAGCUGGGAAGCAGCCAGCCCCAGUGGAUUGUCUCUGAUCCUGCGCACUGUGACAGAUUCUUGAGUGAGCCAUCCUGCCUUCAUCCUCUUGGGGAUGCUGAGAUACGCUGGACGUCUUCUGAGGGUGACUGGAAGGAAGAGAGCGACCUUGCUCCAAAGAAGCCCUCCCCUAGGAGAAGCUCCUCGCAGAGAUUUCACACUGGAGAGAAACCUUAUGUUUGUAGGGAAUGUGGGAAGGCCUUCUCUCAGUCAGGGGACCUUUCUACGCACAGGAAAAUUCAUAGUAAAGAGAAUCCUCAUAAAUGUCAGAAAUGUGGGAGGGCUUUCACUCUGUGUUCAAUUCUUACUAGACAUAUGAAAAUUCAUACUGGAGAGAAACCUUAUGUUUGUAAGGAAUGUGGGAAGGCCUUUGUUUAUUCCUCUAGCCUUACUCAUCAUAUAAGAAUUCACACUGGAGAGAAACCUUAUGUUUGUAAGGAAUGUGGGAAGUCUUUUCUUCAUUCUCCAGAUUUUACUAGUCAUACAAGAAUUCAUACUGGAGAGAAACCUUAUGUUUGUAAGGAAUGUGGGAAGGCCUUUGUUUAUUCCUCAAACCUUACUCAACAUAGAAGAAUUCACACUGAAGAGAAACCUUACGUUUGUAAGGAAUGUGGAAAGUCUUUUCUUUACUCUUCAGAUCUUGCUAGUCAUACAAGAAUUCAUACUGGAGAGAAGCCUUAUGUAUGUAAGGUAUGUGGGAAGGCCUUUGUUUCUUCCUCACACCUUACUCGUCAUAUAAGAAUUCACACUGGAGAGAAACCGUAUGUUUGUAAGGAAUGUGGGAAGCAGGAGGAGCCUGUGUGCCGACGCUCUCUGGAUGAGUCCUGCAUGAUGCUGACCCUCGGCGAAAGAACUGUGGAGAUGUUGGUCUCCCUGAUGCAAACCUCCCCUGGGCGGAAGUUCUCCUCUGUUACCACCAUCCUUCCUAGCGGCCUGGCCUUCCCCAUUCCCGCGUGGAUCCUGCAGCAGAUGCUGCACUGGUCUGGAUGCCUCCUCCCGUACUUGGAGCAGGUUCUCAAAGAUGAAGAUGCACUGAAGCAGUGA